Molecule: messenger RNA, 2613 nt
Organism: Alternaria atra
Lineage: Eukaryota; Fungi; Ascomycota; Dothideomycetes; Pleosporales; Pleosporaceae
Exons: 3
Coding region: 1-2613 (870 amino acids)
Cellular component (GO): plasma membrane
Molecular function (GO): calcium-activated cation channel activity
Source: RefSeq, a predicted model, not a curated record
AUGUCUCAGCAGCAGGGAAGCCACCGUAGCAGCAGCUCGUCGCUGUCUGCUAUGGUAUCAACACUUGUACCAUGUAUCGUAGUCGCUGCAGUUCUCGUAGGAGCUUUCUUUUUGCUGCGUGCUAAGCAGAAGCGGUUAUAUGCACCGCGAACAUAUCACGAUGCGCUGCUGGACGAGGAAAAGACACCAUCAGCAGGCCAGAGUUUCUUGGGUUGGACUAAGAAGUUUAUGCACCUCAGCGACGAAUACGUCCUCAACCACCAUUCCCUCGAUGCUUACCUCUACAUGCGCUUCCUUAAGGUGCUCACGUUGAUGGCAUUCGUCGGUGCCAUCAUCACGUGGCCGGUACUCUUCCCUGUAAACGCGACAGGUGGCGGUGCUCAGUCAGGCCUGGACAUCCUCAGCUUCUCCAACAUCAACAAUGAGGUGCGAUACUUUGCUCAUGCGCUGAUGGCUUGGGUUUUCUUCGGCUGGGUCUUGUUUCUUAUCGGCAGAGAGAUGUUGUACCUUGUCAAGGUUCGACAGGCCUACCUUUUAUCCACGUGGAAUGCGAGUCGAAUCUCGCAACGAACAGUCUUGUUCACCGAUGUACCAGAGAAGGAUCUAUCGCUCGAGCGUCUUCACACCAUGUUCCCGGAGGUGGCACAGAUCUGGUUGGUGCCAGAUGUGGAGGAUCUAGAAGACGAUGUUGAGGAACUUGAGAAGACAGUACCCAAACUAGAGACCAGUGAGAUCAAGUACUUGGCAGCAGUUACCAAGCAACAGCAGAAAAAGAGUAGCGAGAAGAACAGCAUCGACAAAGCAUUGCGACCCACGCAUCGAUUAAAGCCUUUGAUUGGGCACAAGGUCGACUCUAUCGGUUACUACCGCAACCAGAUCAAGGAAUUGCUGCCCAAGAUUCACUCAGCGCAGCAGUCUCACCUCGCUGGCAAGGAGAAGUUGGCCAGCGCUGUCUUCAUCGAAUUCAAUACCAUGGCAGCUGCUGAAGCCGCCUUCAAUGACAACCAGCAUCGCAGGCCGACCAGUUUCUCCUCCCGACAGAUGGGUGUCUUGCCUGACGAGGUCAUCUGGAAGAACCUUAACAUGGGUUCAAAGAACAGAAUGAUUCGGCAUCUCCUUGCGACUAUCGCUAUUUCGGCUCUCAUCAUAUUCUGGGCUAUACCCGUGGCAAUUGUUGGUAUCAUCAGCAAUAUCAACUACCUUACAGAGAAUGUGCCAUUCCUAGCAUGGAUUGACUCUAUUCCUCCCGUAAUCCUUGGUGUAGUUACUGGACUUUUGCCAACCAUCCUACUUGCGGUCCUCAUGGCAUUGGUACCUAUCAUCUGUCGAUUUUUUGCAAAGCUCGCCGGAGCCGCUACGAUCUCCGAAGUCGAGCAGCAGUGCCAGACAUGGUACUUUGCUUUCCAGGUUAUCCAAGUCUUCCUCAUCACGACCUUUACUUCCAGCGCCUCAGCAGUGGCUAGCCAAAUUGUCAGCAACCCAUCAUCCGCUAUCACUCUGCUAUCCAAGAAUCUUCCCAAGGCUUCCAACUUCUACAUCUCAUAUUUUAUCCUCUAUGGGCUCGCCAACGCUUCGCGCUAUCUCUUUAACUUGAUGGGCCUAGUAGGUGUGUUCAUCCUGAGCAAGUUCGCAAAGACUCCGAGAAAGAAGUACAUGCGCUACGUGUCCUUCACUGAGCCAUCGUGGGGAGCGGAAUAUCCCAAAUGGACUAACUUGGGCGUUAUCGCCCUGUCUUACGCAUGCAUCGCGCCGCUCGUUUUGGGCUUCGCCACAGCCGGUAUUGGUUGCAUCUACCUUGCAUACCGCUACAACAUGAUCUACGUUCACGACACCCACAUCGACACCAAAGGUGGUUUCUACGCACGCGCACUUGAGCAGCUUAUGGUGGGUGUUUACCUUGGAGAGCUUUGCCUUUUGGGUCUUUUCGGUAUCGGUAUAGGGAACAGCGUCGUGUCUGCUGGACCUACUGUGCUUCAGGUCGUGUUGAUCGUAGCGACUAUCAUCUUCCACAUCAUCAUGAAGCGCAAAAUUAAGAAGAUGAAUCUGCUCGACGACUCUCACCACCCUCGACAGCAAAACGACACCGAAGCCGGAAGAGCUUCGGAGGGUAACAGCAUGCACCCUGGAUACAGCAACGUCAGCAAUGCGCCACGUAAUAACAGCAGACAAUCUGACUCGGCCCUUGUUUCUACCUUCAGUGAUGGAGACCGCCAACACCGCGGUGCUGAAGCCGUUGGCAUGGCACCUCCAUCGGGCGCACAACCACAACGAUCCAUGCUCAAGAAGAUCUUCUCUCCACAUACUGCUUCUGCGAGCGAAAUCUCCUCUUCCCUGACUACACACUUCCGUCACCCGGUCCCAGCAUACACAAAACAAGACGUCCUCGAGGCCUAUCUCCACCCUGCCCUAGCUCAACGCGAGGAAGUCAUUUGGCUAGCCAGAGAUCAGGCUGGCGUUAGCAAGAGCGAGGUUUCUGAGCUGACUGAGAGCCUGGGAACGUAUGGCGUCGAGGUCACAGAUGAGGGCGCGGUAAUGAACGAAAAGGGAAAGGUUGAAUGGGACGAUAAUAGUGUGAGGCAGGCGCCUCUUUGGGAUCACAAGGUCGUGUAUUGA